AUGGCCGUCCAAGACGGAAAACGGUUUGAGAGAGAAGACAGUGUGUACACUGACGAGGCGGACAAGGUUGAGCUGAGAAGAAGCCCGGAAUAUUCGGUAGGAGGGAUCAUAGGGCGGGACGAUGCUGUCGGCGUCACCAAACUCAAAGAAGGCCUCGCCAUCCUCGCCGGCGCCAAAGUUGUCGUGCUCGUUGAUCUUGGCAUUCUCGGGCAGCUCGCCGUACGACUUGAGCGUGCGGGCCUCGUCGGCCGUGUACUUGAGGAUGACGUCGCCCUUGUUGUCUUGGAAAUCACGCAGCGAGAGGAGGAUGAUGUCGCCCUGGUUGAUCCAGACCUUUUUGCGCAUUUUACCGCGAAUCUGGGAAUGUUAGUAUUGGAAAGAGAUGAAUGUGUAUGCGAGCCUGGAGGGGGCGCGUCUGCAGAUUUAUGUCGUGGUGCUGCUAUGCAGAGAGAGAGCCACGAAACUGAGGGAGGGGAAUACUGCAGACGUCGCGUCCAUCCAGGUCACAGGAAUAUAAAAAACCAUCUUCAGGACCUGGGCGUACUCCUGACCGUCCUCCUUGAAGGUGAGUUCUCGACGCUGGUCAUCGUUUUCCUUGGUACCACGACGGCGGUUCUUGCCACCCUACGUGUAGCUGAGAGUGCUACCAUGUCCCUUCGCGAACCCAUGGCGGGGGCGGGGAAGAAGCGCCCGCCACCGAGGGGUUUGGUUUUUGCGCGUGCAGGGUAUCGCAUCUUGAAGUCUGGGUGCUAUACCGGUGUUUCUGUUUGGAAGAAAACGAGAGGGUCGCAACAGGCGUUGUUUGUGAUGAUGUUUUUUGUGUGCAAGGAGGAGUGGGCAGGUGGGCAGCCAUUUAUUAUCUGCUUCCCUCCCUCCCUCACUGGCUGUGCGCUGUGCGCUGCGGCCACACGGUAA
Molecule: messenger RNA, 915 nt
Organism: Cordyceps militaris CM01
Lineage: Eukaryota; Fungi; Ascomycota; Sordariomycetes; Hypocreales; Cordycipitaceae
Exons: 7
Coding region: 1-915 (304 amino acids)
Source: RefSeq, a predicted model, not a curated record